UGUGAGUGUGGAGGGGGCGGGGCUUCGCCGCGCUAACGGAGCACAAACACUAAAUAAACAGAAAUAAUAACGAAUAAGUGAACAAACUCCUCCGCACUGCAGCUGGAAGAGACGGAGUAAACGCACAGAGGCGAUCCAGUCUGCCCGAGAGGAGAGAGCCGGUUCAGAGGCCGCAGAUCGGAGCAUGGAGCAAGCAGAGGAACAAGGCAACUCUGGCUCCACUAAUGGCAGUGCUCCUUCUGGGGGCAACUCUCGACCCCCCCAGAUCGCGCAGAUGUCUCUAUAUGAAAGACAGGCUGUGCAGGCACUCCAGGCUCUUCAGAGGCAGCCCAAUGCAGCGCAGUAUUUCCAGCAACUCAUGCUACAGCAGCAGAUAAACAGUGCCCAGCUCCACAAUCUCGCCGCUGUGCAACAGGCCACCCUUGCUGCCAGUCGCCAGUCCAGUUCCCCUAGCAACAGCGUCUCUGCCGCCACCAGCACAGCUCAAUGCACGGUCAACUUAAGCACCACCUCGGGGGGUGGGACCAUGACGAAUCCCCGGCCAAUAGGUCCUGCAACGUCUGCAACAUCAACAGCUCUUAGCCAGUCAGUGUUGCUGGGAGGAAACUCAGCUGGGCAGGGUCAGAUGUACCUGAGAGUGAACCGCUCUCUCAGGGCUCCUCUCACUCCUCAGCUCAUCUUCAUGCCUGGUGGCACAGCAACAGCUACGGUGGCAACAGUUACCCAGCAGCAGCCCCAGCAGCAGCAGCCCCAACAACAACAGCAGCAGCAGCAGCAGCAAGAAGUCCCUCCUACGUCAUCAAGUAACCAGUCAGACAAUGACCAGGUCCAGAACCUGGCCAUGCGCUGUGUGUCCACCCCCCGUGUGGCUGCUGUCAAGACUGAGUUUCCUGACAGGAAGGACACUGGGACAUUCUCUCUUGGUCAGACUCAGCCUCAGCAGCAGCAGUUUGGUCAGUCAGUGCAGCAGAUCUCAGCCCAACCCCAGCAGCUCGCCAGCACCAAGCUUGCCACUUUCAACUCCACCAGUAACGCCACACUGACCGGCAUCAGUGUCAAAGCCCCAAACUCGGCCACCCUGCCCACCCAGCAGCCCGGUGGUGCUGCCUCUGCUACUCCCUCAUCCUCUGCGUCCUCUCCCUCACUCCCGCUGUCCCAGCUUCUUCUCUCUCCAUCCGGACUAUGCCAGGCACGGGGCGUGACUGCACCUGCUGCCACAGUUACGCAUAUCUUGGUGCCCACCUCCAAUGUGCCCACGUCUUCCCAGGGUUACCCCGUAGGCUCUGUGGCCCCCAAAUCCAAUAUGGCAGCUCAGACACUUGUGGUUCAGCCGCUGCAGCAGUCUGGAGGAAACCUCGGCACAGAGAAAGUGGGGCAUGGGACAGGACCAGUGCCUAUUCAGCCCAAAACGGCCCAGAGUCAUCGCCUGCCCACACAGAUUCCCCCACGCCACCCUCCCCCGAUCCUACCUGCGCCACCCAGCAGUGGACAGGCAACGCACCACCCGCCCCAUGUUCCGGUCCAGCUGGUGGGAGCCAGACAAGGUACACUGGGGAACUCUUUAGCUCAGGCCCGCAACUGCUGCUCCCACCAGGAUGGCACAGCCGCAGCUGCCGUCACCAUAAACAGCUCUGCCGGUAACGUGGUUACCAUGGUGACAUCAGUGGAAACAGGUGGAGCAGGGGUGUGCCUUAAAUCAGCCCAAAGUGCCCUCCCUGUAUCUCAGAUGCAGACCAAUCAGAAUGCAGCGUUGAAUCAGAGUGGUUCUUCCUCCAUGGGUCAAUCAGCUGACGGGCAGGAUAACAGCGCCACAGGGACCUCAGCUGAAGACUCUGUGUUUGAGCAAUCUGGUACAUCCCAGACAAAGCCUGUGACUGGUUCCUUGAAGAGGAAAUCAGAAUCGGAUGUAACCAAUGAGAUGUCAGUAGACGCUUCUGCCCAUUGCUGUCCAUCAAUAACAGACUCCGCCCCUCCCCUUUCUCCAGCUCCUUCAUUGGACACUGCUCCAGAGGUAGCAUUCAGCACUCCGCCAACUCUCUCUCUGCCUCUGCCUCUGCCUCGAGGCGAUCGAGCCCCUCUUCCACAGGCUGUGGUUAAGCCGCAGGUGCUCACUCACCUCAUUGAAGGAUUUGUUAUCCAGGAGGGAGCAGAACCUUUUCCUGUGACUGGUCCAAUAAAAGAGCGGACAGAAGGCGUUCCUGUCGCUAUGCCUCUUGCAAUGCAGUCUGAAAAUAGUGCUCCCUCUGUGCUGAAGUGUGAGUUCUGUGAGAGCUUCGCUCCUGCCAGCCAGUUCCGAGGGUCUAAACGCUUCUGCUCCAAAACCUGCGCUAAGAGGUAUAACGUGAGCUGCAGCCAUCACUUCCGCUCUAGCCGAGGCCGCAGCGGUGGAGAGCAGCAGCCACCACCCGCCGUGGUGCAGGAUAGCAUUGCCAGGCGUAGAGGUCCUCGCAGAAGUAGCUCGGAGAUUGCUUGUGCUAAAAUAGCAGGCAGACACCUUUCAGUAAAGUGCCGUUCGGAGUCCAGUCGUUCAGAGGACAUCUCCAGCUGUGAGGGAGAGGAAGAGGAGGAAGACUCUCUCUCCCUCUCUCCAAGCUCCUCUUUCUCUUGCCCUCGCCCUGCCCACUGCGGCCCUCAGUUGGAUGACACUACUCAAGGCAGCCUCCCAUUGGAUGGGGACCACUUUCUAUCUGCUAGCCCUGCCCACUGGAGUGUGGAAGAAGUGUGUCGGUUCAUUUCUUCUCUACAAGGCUGUGAGGACCUGGCAGGUCAGUUCCUGUCUCAGGAGAUUGAUGGACAGGCACUGCUUUUGCUCAAAGAGGAGCAUCUAAUGACCACCAUGAACAUCAAACUGGGCCCUGCCCUCAAGAUCUGUGCUUCCAUCAACAACCUGAGAGACUAAAGAGGGAAGGGAAGCAGGAGAGGGGGGUGGAAAACUUUUUUCUUUCCUUUACCAGCAUAACAGACAUGAUGUAGGAUGAGGAGCUGGCAGUAGUGUCUGAGUGACAGGGAGGAGAAUCUCUUUUAGCCUUUAUCAGUUAUGUUACAGUGGAAGAGUGACCUAUGUUAGAGACUUCUAAAGAUGACCCAGAAUUAUGGGGCUUUCAGACUUUUUCAAUCAUAUGUCGCAUGGUCCUAAAUCGGGUGUCAGCUGGUUUUCAGCUACACCACCAUGGGGUAACAGGAGUUUGGCACAUUGAUUCUACCAGUAGUACACUCCUAAAAAUAAGGGUUCUUUAAUGGUUUUUGGCUUACAGUUACAACACUAGGACAAAACUUUAAUUGGAAUAGAACUUUACAUUAAAAGGAGGUCUUUUGAACUUAAUAAAAAAUAGUUCUUGAAGGAACUAGAAGUGGUUUCUCUAUGGGAUUGCUCCAAAGGCCCACCUUUAUUUUAAAGAGUGUAGCUUGUAGCUUGUGUUAGGUAACAUAUGAAGGAAGGGAACCUGGUGGGGAGAUUUAGGUUUGGACCUUUGACGGCAUCCACAAGGAGAGUGGUUUCACAGGGCAGAGAGAAGAGAAGAGGUAGAUCAUUCAGAUUUGAAUGGGAGCUGAUUUGCAGUGAUUUUCCUGGAUGUUGAAUGUGCUAAUACCCUUUUUUAUAUAUAUUUCUUAUGUGAGUUGAAGCGAUGAUGUAUGAAUGUGUGAUGUAGAGAAUGACUGUGGGGGUUUUUGUUGGUGACUUAUAUCAAAGAAAUGUAAUCGGCGUGUGAUUGUUGAUACGAUGACUGAAGGUAGUUAGUUUUACCCUUAUAGUGCACCUGACCAGUAGAGUCAGACCCUGACUAAGUUGCCUUACUCUGUACGGUAGUGCUUUGUGUAGUGUUUUAUGGGUGUGUGUGAUUUUCUUUCCACAGCGGCUGCAGUUUCCACAGUGUCACUCGCUGCAUACAGAAUUAAAAGAAUUGUUUGGCAAAAAAAAAAUAAAAUUUCCACAAAUUUUUGUCUGUACCCCAAAUUAAGUCGAUCGUUGAUCAGCUAAGACAAGUUUGCUUCUUUAAUUUUGCAAUGGAGCUGCGAAACUGAUGGAGUUCAACAAGUAAUUGAAUCUUACAUCCACCGCUUAGCAUCACAUGUAAACUGCAUGAUGUCAUCUUUAAAUCAUCCCAUGCCUCAAAAGACAUGGAAUUGUUAAAUAAUAUUAAAUACAUUUGCUUAUUUGGUUUCUAUCACUGGCAUGGCAUGGCUACAACGAGGGAUGGGCAAUACGACAAAAACAUAACAUUACAAGACUUCAAGACCAUGUCGAAAAACACAAUAAGCACUAGUGAUAUUUCAGGCGAGGACCACUUUUUGACAUUAUACAAGCUCUUUUUUGGGGGUCACCAAAUUAAAUCUUUAGUUGUUGUUUUGUUUACUUAUAGACAGCAGUGACAAAGUAGCACAAAUCUGCCCUGGAAUCAUUUUCAACACUUCUUUACUAUUAUUGUUUGUUCACGCAGCAGUUAUUAGUAGUCCUUUCUUUUGGGGUUUUGGGGUAUUUUGCAAAAGUAUUUUUAGUAACAUGCAGAACAUUCUAACAUGCCUUUAUAAUGGGCAACAAAGCUGCGUACUUAGAAUUGCAGGCAUAUAUUUACUCAUUUUGGAUUUAAUUGCUGUAUGUAAACUAGCCACCUGACAUUGCUUGCCUCAUUUGUCAGACCAAAUCUGCAACCCUGAUAAUAUCGCAAUAUUUUGUUUUUUUCUGAUAUUUCGAUAAUUGGUGGGGGGGCAACAGAAAAAAGCAAUAGUGCCAUAAUUGAAAAAUACUAUCAAAAACUGUGUGCAGAUGAUUUUUAUGCAACAUUUUACACACACCACUGCACUAAAUCCAGUUAAAUGUGUCCAACUCUGCUGUCUCUGUAGUAAAGUGCAGUAAGUGUUCUUUAAGUGAUAGAGAUAUCUACGAGAUGCUCAGAAAAGCAUAUUCUCAUGUAAUGUAAUUUAUAAUAGUAACUAUAAAUGUCAUAUUGCCUGUUUCUAGCUGAGGCUUCUGUUUUUAACUGGGUUUAGAUUAAAUUUAGUAUAUUAUACAGGGUCUGAGUUUGUCAUUCAAGUCUGUCUGAGAUUACUACGUGAGUGUUAAAUCCUUAUAAUUCAGUGCUGUUUGUGAUUAUUUUAAUUGGUGGGAUAUAAGCCUCCAUUACUUGUUAGACACAUUAGCCACAUAGCUGCGGUGCCAAACUUGAAUGUCUUGGCUGAUCAAAACAUUUUGGGUACGGCAAAAAAUCUGUUGGAUUUAUUAUUUAUCUGUUGGAACUAUUCAUUUAAGCAGUAAAACAUGGUCAGACUGUUACUGUGGCACUUUUUUUUACUGUUUUAUCUCCAGGAUCAGGUCAUUGUAAUCUCUUGUCUCUGAAUGCUGGUCAGUGGAGAGGUGGGGAAAUGCAGCUGCUGUGAAGGAAGACGCUCUGCAUUUCAUCUCGUUAGUCAGUAUUAAGGAAUGUGUUUUUUUUUUUUUUUCCCUCUCUCUUCUUAUUGUAUUGGAAGAUGUUGAAAGGUGUUAGGUGCCCCAUUGCCCAGUCAUAGAUUUUAAGACACAAGACUAUUUUUUUUUCUCUACAGUAGCUGAUUUUAGGAGCCUUUUUUUUUCAUUUGUACUGAGAAACAAGAAUCAUUAUUUUUUUCCUUUAGGGGUGGGAGGUGUUCAUUUUAAACUUUCAGUAGGUAAGUAUCAGUAGUUUGACCUGCAAGCUUUGCAGUAUCUGUGUACAGGUAUGAUGGAAAUGGAGAGGGAAACACCUGGAAUGGCUCUAUGGGGGUCGAGAGCUGGCCAAAGCUGUUAUAGUGGGCUAGUUUCUUUGUAUCCGGAUAUACCAAUAAAACAGGUGCUAAAACAAUGA
This is a messenger RNA of Pygocentrus nattereri (red-bellied piranha), 5819 nucleotides long. It is a transcript of the gene phc1, whose product is annotated as polyhomeotic homolog 1. Bases 185 to 2899 code for a protein of 904 amino acids. The transcript has 15 exons. Gene Ontology annotation, molecular function: zinc ion binding; protein binding. Lineage: Eukaryota; Metazoa; Chordata; Actinopteri; Characiformes; Serrasalmidae. Gene Ontology annotation, cellular component: nucleus; PRC1 complex. The record is from RefSeq and is a predicted model, not a curated record.